GGUUUGCACGUCAGAGAGGGAGCACGUUUCUUGAGCCGCUGAGUGAUCUCCCAUGUGGUGUCUGUGGUGUUCCAUGAAGUGUUGGUAGUGGUGGCGAGAGGAAAGAUGGUGUCGAGUGUAUGUCGCGGGUCAUACCCUAGCAUGACCCCACAUGCGUCGCCCUCGCGGAAGCCGCACAUCGACCCGCAGAAGGAUUAUUUUUCGCCGCUGCAGGUGGAGACGUCGGUGGAGUAUGACCUUCCAGCACACAUUUACCCUCCCAAGGGCUCUCAGCCCAUCCUCAUGAUCCACCCAGGGUAUGUGUCAGCCGUGCGAGCGAGGUCCAGAGCUGUGGUUACGCCCUCCCCUACAGCCAUGGUAGCCACCUCAGGGGCGGCGCGACCUCUAGCUCAGCUCCAGCUGCCGCACCCUCAGCAGCACCAGCAGGUGGUGGGGGCGCGGCCCUCCCGCACCGCACAGUCCCGCCCCUGGUGUAUGUGUGGUAACCCUAACUGUAAUUCCUCUAGUGUCAAAUCAGUCAAUGUACAGAGUGUUAGAAACGUGCAAAAUGUUCAGAACCAGAGUGUGGCGAGAAGCAUUCAGAGCCAGAGUGCCGCCAGAAGUGUACAGAGCCAGAGUGCCGCCAGAAGUGUACAGAGCCAGAGUGCCACCAGAAGUGUACAGAGCCAGAGUGCCAGAAGUGUACAGAGCCAGAGUGCAACAAGAAGUGUUCAGAACCAAAGUGCCAGAAGUGUGCAAAGUGUUCGCGAUGCGAGUAUGUUGGGCAUCAGCAGCAGCAGAAGUGGUGCUGUGUUAUUACAGCAACAGCAACCACAGCAACAGCAGCAGCAACAGCAACCACAACAACAACAACAGCCACAGCAGCAGCAACAGCAGCAGCAGCAACAACCACAACAGCUGGUGUGGGGUAAUGGUGGGCGGUGUGUUGGUCCUUGUUGUAACCCACGGGCGGCCGCCAUGGCUCCUCCUCAGGCAGAAUUUGUGGCUCCUGGUCUGCCGCCCUCUUUGCUCGCCCGCACGCCCACCAGAGGUACUGCAGGCGGCUCCCCCAAAUUGCGGGCGGCCCGGACCAGACGUGGGCUGUCUGUGGCCAGCAGUGUCAACCUGCCGGAUUACCUGGGCAGCUCUCGACCUGCCAGGGUGACAGGCGGUGCUGUCCAUGUACACCCACGCCCACGGGCUUUAUCUACCUCUAUGGGUGCUCUUGCCGCCACGCCCGCGCCGCCCAUGGCACAUCAGCAUAUUGGCAUGGGUGCCUCCCUCACCACCUCUCUGGACCUGGCGAGGGUUGACCCACUCACCCCACGGUCCUUACUGCCCGUCCAGCAGCAGCAACAGUCGGUGCAGCAGGCGCCCACGGGGUCCACCUCGUCGCUCCUCUACACUGUGGGUCUCUCCAGGGACUCCGGGUGUUCCAUGGGCGCCGACACUGCGGGCGGGGAUUGGGCGUCGGACCGUACUCGUGGCCUCGUCGAUUCAGGGUUCUGCACGCCCGUCGACCUCACCGACGAUUUUGUGACAGAUACGCUUAAUCUGAGUGGUGGCAGCUGGAAGGAGUCCUCCACGCCACUGCCCUCCUCCAUGACUUCCUCCUCCAGCAGUAGCGGCGUCCACAGCUCCUCCCUUCUGCCGGGGGCGGCCCACACCUCCCUCCUGCCAGGGGCGGCCCACGCCCACCACUACCUCCCGCAGCCCUUGUGGAACUUGGCCUAUUAAGGGCGCUACGCUUACCGAGCACCGGGGCCGCAACCAAAGGGGCCUGGGUAUUCCAUCUGACGAGAUCGCUGACGGGGACACCUUGACAAGUCCUGUUAAUAGGAAAAAACUCAGGCGAUGGAUGAUUUCUGCAGCGGAAGACAAGUGACGGACACAAGGGACAAGACAGAGUAGGAAGUGGGGUGUGUGGUUAUGAGACGGCUUGCUGCAGUGACUACUUAUCAUCCUCCUCGUGACCUUUCCCCUCUCUCUCUCUUUCUCCAACUUUCUACCUUUCACACACGACUCUCGAAGAUUACUUUGCGACUAUUUCUCAGCUUUUAUAUUGUCUUCUCAUCUUUUCUUACAAACCCCAAGAUCUUUUAAGAAUCUUUCCCCAAACUUGUAUACCUGUUUCCUUUAUUAGGUUCCUCUACCAACACUCUGGACACUUCCACCGAGAACCUCUAGGUGACUGUUCCUUAAGCCUCCCUCGUAUGCUUCUCCCCUCCACCCCCCACGUGCCCCCUACUCGCGGCCCCGACGUGCACUCUCAGAACCAACACUGUGCUGUGAUAUGCCGUGCUGGCCUACGGAGCCUCGUCGCCAUCGUCAGUCCUCCUCGUCGUCGCCAUCGUCAGUACUCCUCGUCGUGGUCAUCGUCAUCAUCAGUGUCGUCACGAAUCAUUAGCAUAGCAGAGCGAAACGACGACGACGUGUGAGACAGCGGCCACAGCGGCGGUGUUCAUCAUCGUCACCGUCGUCUUCUUGGUCGUUAAAACCCGUCUUCGUCACUUGUGAUUUUUGAGGUCGUCUUCGUCGCGUCGUGUUGUGUUUUGUGUUGUUUUUAUCCACAGCGACGCAACACACACGGCCGCGCGAACGACCCCCCACCACCCCUUCUCCCUUUUCUUCCUUCUUGAAGAAUCAAUUGUUGUCGUCGUGUCGAGUCGUCAUUGUAGUUCGUAGUCUUGGUAGUGUCAGCCAGAGUCAUCAUGGAGCGUCGAGUUAUCGCUGUGAGUCAUCAUCCUUUCUCCUGGUCGCUGGAUGAUGCUCGACCUCCAGCGACCAUUCUUCUUAGCGAUCAUACUUCCUAGCCAACAUCUCUCUCUUUAAUCAUCCUACGCUAAAAAUAUCUCAUGGUGUACUUUUAAGUGUGGAAACUUAUGGGUGUGCUUACGUACGGGAAAAUUUCUAAUGUUAAUAAUUAAUAAUACAUAAUAAUAAUAAUUAAUAACACAGGGGUUAGUUAAGUCAGUGAGUGUUGUCAAAUCCACUUUGUUAGUUGCUAGUGAACUACUAUUCCAGUCACUCCAUCCUAAGGCAAUAUUACACUGUUAUCUACACCCGCCCCUUUGGAACGUAUUCAGAGACGGCACUUAAGGGGAGAAUGUGACCGCUCCCAGUGGCUAAUAUAUUCCUUGGUCCUGUACUGGAUCGUCUACACUAUACUCAGAUGGAUCCUCUUAUAACUUUUGUACUCCCUCUUGAGUGCUGUACCGGGAGACGCUCCACAAGUCUUGCACAAACGAUGCUUCAGACAUCAGUGUACUAAGCUUGUCGGCAUUAAUUAGUGUUUUUGUAAAACUGAGUAGGACUUUUUUUUAUUUAAUAAUAAGGUAGACAAGUGACAGUAAGACACGUGUUAGGAGUAGACUAAGUGUUAAUGUAGCUCUUCUUGGAAAAAUAAUAAAAAUACGCUUAUUAGAAUCCAUGAACCAUUGUUUGGUCAUUAACUCAUGUCAUUCAUUUUAGACUACUGUUAGGUUGUAUGUUUAGUCUUAACCAUUAAGUUAUACUAAUUUUGUUAUUUUAUUUAUAGAACAUCUUGUUUAAGUCUGUCAAUGUUUGCUCCUUUGAGUCAUUUCAUUAUAUUUUACACCAUCAUGUCAAGAUAUGUAAAAAAAUUCAGUACAAUCGAGUUGUGUCAUUCAUACUUAAUUUCAAAGUACAUCACUAUGAUUCGUGCAUUUAAAGAAAAUGCGUCAUCUGCUUCAUUUUAUGUAAUGAUACAUUGUAUCAAUGUCUUAACAAUUUAUGGCUAACUGAGUCAUUAUCAGUGAAAGAUAACUUAGUCGUGGCAUUGUAGCUGUACGUAAGGAUUGAGUCAUUGUAGUGAGGACUGAGUCUUAUAAUGCAUUCACGGAGAACAAUGUAAUCAGGGUGAAGAGUGUUGUGAUGGUCCACCUCUUGUGCUGUUUCAUAUUGAUACAUCCUACGGGCCGGUGGGGCCACAAGUCCUCCAAGAACUCUUUAUAAUAUGAGAAUUCUGAGGUCGUCGCCAUGCAGGAAACUAAAAAUUCCCAAGCAGGUGGCUUCCGAGUCCUCCAUUAUAUAAUACAUAGGACUUAACAGAUCAUCAUGUGGUAGGCUUUAAAGACUCCUGAUCGUGUAGGACGCCUCUGGGUUCAUGAGCCUCCAAGUAUGUUGCAGUGAAGGAGUCUUAAAAGUUCUUCAGCAUGUAUGAGGCUGCAAAGUUCUUCAUGUGUAGAGCUUCAGAAGUGAAGCCCUCGAAGAGUCUUGUUGAUAACCGGUAGUGAUGGCGCCAGAAGCUUUGACGAGAACUUGAGUGUCUUCUUUGACUCAUGGAAUGUAUGUUUUAAUAUUUAAGAUUUGGAACAAUCCAGGCUCGUGUUUUGUCUCAUAAUGACAGACACUGGGCGUGGAUUCCUUCGGCAGGAUCAGUAACGUGUAGUAGUGCCCAACAAGAGCCAGUGCCCUCGGGCCACGGCCGCCUUUGGUCUUCGAUAGCUUCUGGGCGCCAUCGGAACCGUUCCAUUUUAUCAUUUUUUGAACAGAUGCCAAGAUGCUACGGGCACGUUGAAAAUGUUACCUCCACUUUAUAUCUGUUGUGUAAACUUUCUUGAGAUUAUAGACACAUAAGCAACUAGAGACUCUUGUAUGUGUGAUAUUAAAAAGUAGAAUUUGGAUUUAGAGUUUAAUCUUAUCAAAACUUACGUUCUAUGCAUCAGGAAUGACAAGAUCACGUUGUCAACUGCUUUUGAUUUGCAACAAGUUUGAUGGUAUGUAGCUUAUAACAAAAAUGCACUUUAUGAACAUUUUGCCAAUUUUCUGAAUCUUAACGUAGUGUUUCGUUAGUGUCCAUCUCAAGUUGCUUGUGAUGUCUUGUUUGGUGGAUUCUUGUGACGCACUUGGUGUUCGAAGGUGUCAACUCUGCGUGCAAUAAGUCUUUCAAAAUGUUAUGAUUGCAGCAAAAUGUACUGGUUGCAAGGCAGCUUAUGUUGAUUAGGCUUCUUUCAGACUCAGACCUAUUUUUGUGAUGCUAACUUUAGCUUUGGUGUACAUAUGUACAAAAUGUACAAAUGUACAUAAAGGAGCCUAGUUUGUUUGGAAACAAAUUGUAUCUGUGAUUCAUUUUGGUGCGUUGGAGACGGUGCAUCUUAGCUUGUAAAUAUUCAUAUUUGUAUAUUUAAUGUGUACAGGAAAGUAAUUUUGCACUUGUGCUUGGAUUUUACCGUGUAAAACUUGUGAUAUGUGAAAAUAAAAAUAAAAACCAUUUAA
Molecule: messenger RNA, 5217 nt
Organism: Homarus americanus (American lobster)
Lineage: Eukaryota; Metazoa; Arthropoda; Malacostraca; Decapoda; Nephropidae
Product: centrosomal and chromosomal factor-like
Exons: 2
Coding region: 106-1716 (536 amino acids)
Source: RefSeq, a predicted model, not a curated record